AUGUAUAGGCUGCAAUAUAGCACUUCACCUUUUAAGCCUUUCCUAACUGACAAGCUCCCAAACUACGCAGAAAACUACGUGAACUCUUACAGCGAAAAUGUGGCCAAGUUCAUUAUUGACAGCAAAGAAGAUGUGUUGAAGAACGAAGAACUAAAGUCUUUGGUUGAUCUCUAUUACGAAGAACUAAAGACUUUAAAUCUCUUUAAUACGGUGGAUAAGUGCAUCAAGAAAGCAGAAAUAACCCUGCUGAACAUUAGAGUCGCGAUUAAGAAGUUUGAAAAAGAGUCGAUGGCCAUGGAUCUUGGAGGAAACAAGAACUACGCGGAUACGUUAAAGGAGCUGAAUAAGCUUAGGCUUCUCGAGAAGUUCCCUGAGCUGCAAGUGGAGCUUGAUAAGACGCAGAAGGACGUAAAAAAAAGGAGGAAACUAGCGACUAUAGUUUUCGGGGCUGCGUUUUUCUCAUUUUCUGUCUUGUCCAUGUAUUUAUGCAUCGUAGUCGCACCUCCAGCGGUGGUUGCGGUUGCGCUUGGAUUGACCAAAACGGUUGGAACCGCAGGGAUAUGGGUCUAUGGGAUGAUGAAAGACUAUGAGGAGGCUUUGGAGUCAAAGAUAGAUUUGUUACGAUUGACGGAGAACAAUACAAAAAGCAACAUUGAAGCGAUGAAGUCGAUUAGAAACCUAAUAGAGAAGCUAAUAAUAAGUAUCUCAUCGAUUUUAAAGACAGUGGAGAGACAAAAGAUGAGCAAGACGUGA
Raphanus sativus (radish) is the source of this 753-nucleotide messenger RNA. Its product is annotated as UPF0496 protein At5g66670-like. Bases 1 to 753 code for a protein of 250 amino acids. The transcript is spliced from 4 exons. Lineage: Eukaryota; Viridiplantae; Streptophyta; Magnoliopsida; Brassicales; Brassicaceae. The record is from RefSeq and is a predicted model, not a curated record.